UCUUUAAUUAUUCCCUUUACUAUAACCACAUUUAUUUAGUAAUGGAUGCCUUAAACACACCGGUACACAGAGUGGACAUUAAACAAGAAACAUUCGACGGCGAUAACAAUCAAGCGCUGCUUGCGUGGUCUGAUUAUAUCAAUCAAACACAGCCAUUGAUGUGGGGCACUGAAGGAGUUGACAUGUCAAGUCUUGUUGAUCCGAGCAUAUGGUCAACAGAACCCCAACAAGAGCCAAAUGGCCUAAUAAAUUCAACUUUUGAUAACCUGUUUGGACCUUGGAAUGACAAUAUCCCAUCAGCAGCACCUAUAAAAGAAGAAUGGCCAUUAAAUCCUAUACAACAAGUUGGUUAUCAACAUCAAGAUCCUUUAUCAUUUAUGACCAUGAACAAUGCUGUUUAUGUUAAUCCAUAUUCUCGCGAAAUUACUCCUCCAUCAUCUAUAACAUCUGAAAAUAAUUCACCAAAUAGCAGUAUAUCUUCACCCCCAUCCUGUUGUUCUAAUCGUCGCAAAUCUUCGUCAGAUUAUCAAGCGCCACGACCUUAUCGCCGUAGAGCAUCUUCACAUCCCUCUGUUGCAUCUGUUGUCUCUUUAACUGCCCAUGAGCCUAUCGCACGCAUCAUCGGAGGAGUUGAACACAUAACAUUUUUAUAUUCUCACGAUCGACUUGUAAAAGAAUAUACAGUUCGAACAGAUGUGAAUAGCGUAAAUUUAGAAAAUAUUCCUCAAGAUUUCCGAACUCAAAAUGCAAUUUAUCCCAGAGCAAAUGUGACCAGGGAAGAAUACGAUGGUAAUCGAUGGGAAUAUGAAACUAGCUGUAACAAAUUAGGAUGGCAAUUAUGCUGGUUAAAUCAAGACCAACUUUGUGGUAGACGUGGUCUCAUUCAACGAGCAGUUGAUUCAUAUCGUAACAGACAUACAGAAAUGAGAUCAAGAAGAGUGACUCGCCAAGAAAAAGUAGCCAAUGGCACCCUUCGCAAAAGACGAGUAAAGAAGGCUCAGUCUGCCAUUUUGUAAAUAAAAACCUUAUCUAAACGAAAA
Messenger RNA from Mucor mucedo, 1040 nucleotides. RefSeq lists its product as uncharacterized. The transcript has a single exon. The record is from RefSeq and is a predicted model, not a curated record. NCBI's taxonomy places the organism in Eukaryota, Fungi, Mucoromycota, Mucoromycetes, Mucorales, Mucoraceae. Bases 42 to 1016 code for a protein of 324 amino acids.